GUGGCCCAGUGGCGGUAGAUUCUACGAAGCAAAUCAGGUCAUAGAUCGACGAUCUCUGUUCGACGGAGCCUGACGGACUUGCGUUACCGAAGGAUAAUUUUAGUGGAGGGUUUGGCCGCAGGAAUUGCGAAGCAAUAAGUGACAUUCAUUAUGCCCAAAAAUAAGGGAAAGGGAGGAAAGAACAGGAAGAGGGGAAAGAAUGAGAACGAGUCCGAGAAACGUGAAUUGGUGUUCAAAGAGGACGGACAAGAGUAUGCCACUGUAACGAAGAUGCUGGGAAAUGGUUGGGUGGAGGCUCAAUGUUGUGAUGGGGAGAAGCGAUUGGCCCACAUUCGUGGAGCUUUCAGGAAGAAGGUUUGGAUUACACAGGGUGACUUGGUACUACUAGGUCUGCGAGACUAUCAGGACUCCAAGGCCGACGUUAUUUUGAAAUACACCCCAGAUGAAGCCCGAAUGUUGAAAUCAUAUGGAGAACUACCCGACAACAUCAAAAUCAACGACACACAGAUCAUGGAGGACUCAGACGAGGAGGUCAACGUCGAGUUCGAUAUCGACGAGAUCUAAAAGGGGGCGGCGGCUGCGUGUGUAUCUGCAUCGCAAGACCACAUCGCUGUGUAGCGAUCGCUCAGAGGAGUCAACCAGUGUCCUGAUAUCAGGGGGAUUGGUGUCCCUCUUGUCUAUACCGACUCAUCGACUUCUAUUGCUGAUAACCGAGGAGGCAACUGAAGGGAUGGCGUCCCCAUGUAUUCAUAACCACAAUACAUUUCUCCCGCUCUGUGCAAUACUCUCCAA
This is a messenger RNA of Spizellomyces punctatus DAOM BR117, 792 nucleotides long. Its product is annotated as eukaryotic translation initiation factor 1A, Y-chromosomal. The record is from RefSeq and is a predicted model, not a curated record. Gene Ontology annotation, biological process: translational initiation. NCBI's taxonomy places the organism in Eukaryota, Fungi, Chytridiomycota, Chytridiomycetes, Spizellomycetales, Spizellomycetaceae. Gene Ontology annotation, cellular component: cytoplasm. The transcript has 4 exons. Gene Ontology annotation, molecular function: translation initiation factor activity; RNA binding. The coding region runs from base 151 to 564 and encodes 137 amino acids.